GCAGGGAGUUUUAGGAAGAAGGUACAAAAUAUUUACAACAGUCUCAACCAUAGAGGACAUGCUGCUCAAAAAGGAGGAGGAUGUCGCCUAGCGUCUCGUCGCCAAAGCCCAUGAAGACAUCGGCACGGGAGACGUCGCUGACGAGUGUAGGGCUGCCGUUGCAGAUCAAGUGGGAGUCCUCGAGGUCUCCGGCAAAGUGGGCCUCGUCGACGAACGUAGGGCUGCUGAUGUGCGACCAACCUGUGCCCUCGAAGUCGGCCGCCAUGGGGAGUGCGUCGAAGAGCAUCAGGUUUCCAACACAGAGCGCAUCACUAGCUCCGUCCUCUUCAGCGGGGGUUUCUUCAGCGGGGGUCUCUUCAGCGGGGGUCUCUUCAGCGGGGGAGGCGGGAACGGUAAUGUCGACCUCGUGGUCCUCAGCACCAGUGUUGGAGGUAUCAGUGGUGCUCCACUCAUCAUCGGAGGCUGCAGUAGGGUCGCAGACGGGGGCGGGCGGAGGAGGGGGCGGCGGCCGAGGGUUGGGAGUAGGGAAACAAAGGAGAGUGUUGUUGGGCGGGCUGUCGAGUAUCUCGUCCCAAGGGAUAGAUGGCCGCGGGGUGAAAGGCGGAUUGCUCAUGACUAGUGAGCUCAAUCGGCGUUUCGGUAGACCCACUGGAGGUGCGAGAGGGACUGACAGUCGAAGGCUCGGUGUAGUGUCUCGGGGUGAAGAGCAAUGAGCAAGAGGGUAGGAAGGUGGUGAGUGGGAAGGUGAGCGCAGCGAUCAAGAUUAUAUCAUGUUCAAGAUGCGGGCGAGAGGGAUGGCGGCAAGCAAGCAAGCUGCGGUGGGAUCCUUGUGCGAUGCCUGCACCAUCAGUUGCUCUCUGCGACACGAGCAGAGGAGAAAGUCGUUGUUCAACACCUGCUCGUGA
Cutaneotrichosporon oleaginosum is the source of this 905-nucleotide messenger RNA. RefSeq lists its product as uncharacterized. Lineage: Eukaryota; Fungi; Basidiomycota; Tremellomycetes; Trichosporonales; Trichosporonaceae. The record is from RefSeq and is a predicted model, not a curated record.